Molecule: messenger RNA, 848 nt
Organism: Xyrauchen texanus (razorback sucker)
Lineage: Eukaryota; Metazoa; Chordata; Actinopteri; Cypriniformes; Catostomidae
Product: interferon alpha-inducible protein 27-like protein 2A
Exons: 4
Coding region: 102-539 (145 amino acids)
Biological process (GO): apoptotic signaling pathway
Cellular component (GO): membrane; mitochondrion
Source: RefSeq, a predicted model, not a curated record
AUGGUAUCCAAUCGUCGUUAAAAUUCAAAGAGAGUAAGAAGACAGCACUGAAAACUGCAGGACGUUUUCUAGUUCUUGCUAGUUUUAAACUCUUCGACGUCAUGCCGCGCGGUCUCUUUACCAUAAUUGGGGUGGUAACUGGGGCAGUUGGUGCCGCUGUGUUGGCCCCUGUGGCUCUCACUGCGGCGGGUUUCACUAGCGCUGGUAUCGCGGCAGGUUCUCUGGCGGCCAGCAUGAUGUCGUCAGCCGCCGUAGCUAACGGGGGUGCGGUGGCUGCAGGAAGUUUGGUCGCUGUCCUCCAGUCAGCAGGUGCUGUUGGUCUGUCUGCAGGUUUGACAACAGCUGUGGCAUCUGUGGGUGGCGCAGUAGGUGCUGUGUUUGGUGGAACUGCGGAUUGGUUCUCUGGGCAUUCCAAAAGUCCAUCUCCAGCUGAAGAUGACGAUUACAAUGAGGAAGGGGAUGUAGAUGAGGACUUUGAAGUCCAAAGAGCUUAUGCCAUUGAGAAAUUAGCACUUCACAACAGUCAUGGAAGGCUCUAGGAAGUACCUUUUGUGUGUGUUUGCAUGGACCGGCAUUUUACGGUCUUAUUUUGUUAGCAUGAUAAAAUAAAAAAGGAUGUCUAUUAUCACUGACUUAAACAAGAUUACUGGAUUGCCAAUUUGUCACCUCACGAUAAGCAAGCCUGUGAAGAUUAUAGUUCAACCUACUUUUUUAUUGCAACUAAGUAGUUUACACCCUGUUAUAAAAAAAAAUAUUCUCCUCUUUCCAUUUUGAUUAAUCUAAAUGGUUCACGUGAAAAUAAAUUUGUAAUUUACCGGUACUUCUCUCCGUGUGUUAUUUUAUAUCAU